AUGGCCAGGCUCACUCCCGGCAAAACCUCAACAUCAGCCUCUAACCACAACCCGCCCACACCACACAGCGAAUCGAACUUAACCACCACCACCGCGUCCACCCCCGCCGACCCCGACCUAGACACCCCCAGCCGCCGCAGCGCACGCAUCGCAUCGCUCGCCACCCGGCCCCGAGUAGUAGAAGCCAACCCGCAGCCAAGCACCACGACCACCCCCACCCUCCCCCCGCCGACGCCGUCGUCGACGGCGCCGCCCGCGCCCACCAAGAAGCCGCCCAACAAGGCCCCAGCGCCCACGACCCUGCACAAGCACCGCGAACAGGGAAAGACGCCCGUCACGCCGAAGCGGCGCGCGAAGAGGGAGGCUGCUGCGUUCGCCUCCGCCUCCGCAGAGAAGCCGGCGAUGUCGAGGGAAGGGAAGAAGCGCGGCGAUGGUGGAUGGAGUGGGGUCGCCGUUCCGGUUCGGUCGCUGCCGGCGAAGAAGAAGACGUGCGAGACGGUGGGAUCGUCGGUGGUCGGGGAGGAGGAAGAGGUUGGGGAGAAGAUGCGACCUCCGUUUGUGAGCAGGAGCCUCUUCUUUGACGACCCGCGGUAUACGUUCUUCGAUUAG
Molecule: messenger RNA, 609 nt
Organism: Diplodia corticola
Lineage: Eukaryota; Fungi; Ascomycota; Dothideomycetes; Botryosphaeriales; Botryosphaeriaceae
Exons: 2
Coding region: 1-609 (202 amino acids)
Source: RefSeq, a predicted model, not a curated record